Messenger RNA from Pyrus x bretschneideri (Chinese white pear), 1378 nucleotides. RefSeq names its product transcription factor TCP19-like. Bases 80 to 1177 code for a protein of 365 amino acids. Gene Ontology annotation, molecular function: DNA-binding transcription factor activity; sequence-specific DNA binding. NCBI's taxonomy places the organism in Eukaryota, Viridiplantae, Streptophyta, Magnoliopsida, Rosales, Rosaceae. The record is from RefSeq and is a predicted model, not a curated record. The transcript is spliced from 2 exons. Gene Ontology annotation, cellular component: nucleus.
AGGGAAAAAAAGAGGAUAAGUGGGGGCUCUUCUGAUUCUAUCUCUCUAGGAUUUUUGGGUUAGUUUUUUGGUGAAGAAGAUGAAGUCGAAUCAAAGGCAGAGCCUUGAAGAAAGCAACGAGCUUGAACGCGGUGCCGACAGUAACAACACCGCCACCUCAGGGUCCAGUCCAUCGGUGGCGAAUACUCCGGAGCAAAACCUUCCGGCGACGGCGCUGAUGAUGAAAGAAGAGCUGGCGGACCCAGUGCAACAGUUAGACCAGCAGGGAUCUCUGUCCAUGGGGAUUGUUCCGGUGCCCGUUUCUACGGCACCGAAACCGGCAAGGAGGUCGUCGAAGGACCGCCACACGAAGGUGGAGGGCCGGGGCCGGAGGAUCCGAAUGCCCGCCACGUGUGCGGCCAGGAUUUUUCAACUGACCCGGGAACUCGGCCACAAGUCCGACGGUGAAACCAUUAGGUGGCUGCUGGAGCACGCCGAGCCUGCUAUCAUUCAAGCCACCGGCUCAGGCACCAUCCCCGCUAUCGCCGUUUCGGUCGGCGGCACUCUAAAGAUACCAACAACUUCGCCAGCGAGACCCAACGGUGAAGUUACUGAAAUACCUAAGAAGAGAAAGAAGAUGAGAGGGUCCCUGGGUGAGUUCGAUGACGUGCACGACCAGUCUAGCGGGUUGGCACCCAUAGCACCAAUGAUUUACGGCGGUGGUGGCGGUGGCUUGGUGCCUAUGUGGCAAAUUGGAGGAACCGGCGCGGCUGGGCCUGUCUUCAUGUUUCCGAACUCCGGGACGAUUCAGAACCAGCCUCAGCUCUGGGCUAUUCCGACGGCGGAUUCCACGGCGCCGAUUUUCAAUUUUCAACCCAGAGCCAUGUCCAAUUUCGUCUCGGUCUUUCCAGCGGGGGUUCAAGUUGGCAGCGUUGGCGGUGGAGAUGGGCAGUUGCAGGCUUCUUCGUGUUCGAUUUCGAGCGGCGCAGCCACGGGUGGUGGUGGGAGCUGCUCUUCUAGUUUGGGACACAGUUUGGACUCGGCCCCGGGGACUAGUGCUGCUGCAUCCGCCGCCACUGCUCCGCCGAGCGCCACCACUCAGAUGCUGAAGGAUUUUUCGUUGGAGGUUUAUGAUAAGAGGGAGCUUCAGUUAAUGGGGCAGGCUGCAAAUUCACAAACGCCAUGCUCAGAAUCUUGAUUUGGAGUUUUUAGUCAACUAAUUUCUAGUUGGGGUAUUUUUUUUUCAGACUAUUAGAGGGUUUAGGCCCUUUUAGCAAUGCACCAAAGAAGCCAUUCUGUUUUUGUUUAGACUCAACGGUCCUUCUUGGCUUUUGUUUCUACUUUUGGCCUUAGGUUCAAGUUGCAUUUCUUAUCAAAUUAAAUGGAGAUUGUUCAAUAA